Molecule: messenger RNA, 2128 nt
Organism: Tachysurus fulvidraco (yellow catfish)
Lineage: Eukaryota; Metazoa; Chordata; Actinopteri; Siluriformes; Bagridae
Product: transmembrane protein 43
Exons: 12
Coding region: 243-1451 (402 amino acids)
Biological process (GO): nuclear membrane organization
Cellular component (GO): nuclear inner membrane
Source: RefSeq, a predicted model, not a curated record
CCGUCAUGCAUUUCGGCAGGCGCGCGCUUCCGCUUUUAUAUGAUGAAAUUUUAACGAGUCUGAAUUGAAUUCUCUCACUAUUAGAGACUCAGAAUUACAUCUCUUCAUUAACAACGAUAUCAACACAAACUACAUCAACAACAUUUUCUUCAUUUUACAAAACUUUUAAGUUCGCGCGAGACCAUUUAUUUUCCACCAGUUUCCUCUUCCGCUGCUCAGCUUUGUGUCACAAACUCAGUGAGAUGUCGUUUUCCGGUGAGGACAGUCGGGAUCAACACACCCGCAUUCACGCUCGGAGUUCUCCAGGAUUCCUGGAGCGUCUGGGAGAAACGGUGGGGGGGAUGGUGGUGGGUGUGGUCAUCUUCUGUGUCUCAUUCUACGUGCUCUUCACUAAUGAGGGCAGAGCGAUUCGCACCGCAUCCUCUCUGGAUGAAGGACUCUCCAAAGUCAUAACUCUUCACCCAGACAUCUCUGCUGACCCCCAGAACAACGGGCACCUCGUUCACCUCUCAGCCUCUCUGCACACGGCUCAGCCUCUUUAUGAUCCAAACUACAGGGUUGCAGUUCAGGCGGUGAAGCUAAAGCGGAAUGUAGAGAUGUACCAGUGGGUGGAGUAUCAGGAGUCACGGGACUACCAAGAGAACGGGGAAACUAAAACAGAGACCACGUACUCAUACAACACGGAGUGGAAGUCUGAGAUCAUCAACAGCAGACAUUUUGAUAAGGAGAUCGGACAUGUCAAUCCCAGUGCGAUGGCGGUGGAGAGUGUCACUGUCGUCGCACCUGAUGUGUGGGUCGGCCAUUUUUCUCUCUCGAAGGGCUUAAUCGAUCAGAUUAAUAAUUUCCAGACCCUGAGUCUGAAUGCACUUCCAUUUACUGACCCGUUUCUCACAGUGUACCAAGAUUAUUUCUACCACACCGCCAACCCACGAAGGCCAGAGGUAGGAGACGUACGUGUGAGCUUCUCCUAUGCCGGACUUAGUGGUGAAGGCUCGUUCCCUGGACCAGCACAGAAAGUGAGUGUGGUGGCAAUGCAGAAGGAAGACAAACUGAUGCCUUUUAAAACUAAAUCAGGAGACACGCUGGAGAUCCUUUACCUGGAGGAGCUCACACCAGAGGAGGUCUUUGCUCGAGAACAGCAGUAUAACAUGAUGAAGACCUGGGCUCUGAGAGCAGGUGGUUGGCUUCUCAUGCUCAUCGGGAUCAAUCUGACUAUGCGCAUCUUUUACACUCUUGGUAAUUUACAACCCCCCCACCCCACACACACAAGUGGACUGGGUCCCUGUCCUGAGAGAGCUGGUGUAUGUGGGUGUGAAAAUCUUUGCCGUGUGUGUGUCCUGCUCGCUCUCUCUCCUCACCAUCUCCCUCGGCUGGCUGUUUUAUCGCCCCCUGGUGGGCACACUGAUUGCUGCAGUUGCCCUUCUGCCCAUCCUCAUCGCACACGCUCGUAAAGCCGAGAAAAAACACCAGUGACAACUAAUAGAGAGUGGACGGUGAAUUCACAUACAACUUCAACUGCUGCUGCUCAUCACACACAAUAUACAGAACACAACACUCUGGUGACUUGAAAUACAACAGGAGUGUGAAUUCAUGUCUCUGUAAUACUCGGUUCUGGACUGAUGUUAAAAACCAAAGCUAAACACAUCUCAGUCAUAUGUAUUAUGUUCAUUUUUUAAAGACACACAGUCACAGUUCAAUCACUCUCAGCACCAGCUCACAAGCUCAUGCAAUUUUGCUCAUUUAUAAGCUGAAAAUUAAUUGCAGGCAAGUUGCUGUGGUUUGGAACAAUAAAACCUGGGGACGUGCUGUUCGAGGAACACGACGAGCUUCAGUGUUUGAACAGUAACAGUGCUUGGCGUCAGGCUGCACCACGUCACCUCACUGAUUUAUUUAUUUUUAGCUUUGUAGCAUCCUUUGUAUUCCUUCCGUUUGACCGAUCAGAAUCCAGCGGUACUGAGGUGUAAAGUGUGUCCAAGUUCAUAUUGUAAUACGCAUUGUGCCAUUAGCUACGAUUGUUCCUUCAUCUGAUUGACUUUAUUUUCUUCUAAAGAACGUUAUGAUGUUUUGAAAAACUGCACUUCUGUAUGUUUUGAUGAGUAUGAAAAUUAAAAACAGUCAACCCCUUUCA